Messenger RNA from Pediculus humanus corporis (human body louse), 1104 nucleotides. RefSeq names its product Innexin inx2, putative. The record is from RefSeq and is a predicted model, not a curated record. The coding region runs from base 1 to 1104 and encodes 367 amino acids. The transcript is spliced from 5 exons. Gene Ontology annotation, cellular component: gap junction; plasma membrane. NCBI's taxonomy places the organism in Eukaryota, Metazoa, Arthropoda, Insecta, Psocodea, Pediculidae. Gene Ontology annotation, molecular function: gap junction channel activity.
AUGCUAGAUAUUUUUCGCGGUUUAAAAAACUUGGUUAAAGUUAAUCACAUCCAAAUCGAUUCAUCGAUAUUUCGAUUACAUUAUUCGAUAACUGUUAUGAUGUUAAUCGCAUUUAGUUUAAUCGUAACAACGAGACAAUACGUGGGAAAUCCCAUUGAUUGUAUACAUACCAAGGACAUUCCAGAGGACGUUCUUAACACAUUCUGUUGGAUACAUUCAACGUAUACAAUAAAGACUGCUUUUUCAAAGCAAGUAGGAAAAGAAGUACCCUAUCCUGGUGUUGAUUCAUCCAGAGGGAACAUACAAGAUCAAAAAUGUUACAGAUAUUAUCAAUGGGUCUGCUUUUGUUUAUUUUUUCAGGCCAUUUUAUUUUACACUCCGAGAUGGUUAUGGAAAAAUUGGGAAGGUGGAAAAAUAAAUUCGUUAAUGAUGGAUCUUGACAUUGGUAUAUGUUCGAAAGAAGAAAAAAAUUUAAAAUCAAAAUUAUUAUCGGAUUAUUUAUACGAUAAUUUAAAAUUACACAAUUGGUGGGCUUAUAAAUAUUUUUUUUGCGAAUUUCUCGCACUUGGAAAUGUCGUCGGUCAAAUGUUUUUAAUGAAUAGAUUUUUCGACGGUGAAUUUUUUAAUUUUGGUAUAAAUGUUAUUAGAUUUAUGGAAGCAGACGAAGAAGAUAGAACGGAUCCGAUGAUAUAUAUAUUUCCGAGAAUGACAAAAUGUACAUUUUAUAAAUUUGGUGUUUCCGGUGAAAUCGAACGACACGAUGCCGUUUGUAUACUACCAUUAAACGUCGUCAAUGAAAAAAUAUACGUUUUUUUAUGGUUUUGGUUUUUAAUAUUGGGUUUGUUAACUCUCGGAGUCAUUUUGUACAGGGUCGUCAUUAUAAUGAGCCCUAGAAUGAGAGUUUAUCUUUUAAGAUUAAGAUUUAGACUCAUAAGGAGAGAUGCGAUAAGCGUUCUCGUUAAAGAAUCCAAAAUGGGUGAUUGGUUUUUAAUUUACAUGUUGGGUGUUAACGUCGAUUCUAUUAUUUUUAGGGAUGUAAUGCAUGAUCUCGCGAAACGAUUGCAACAUCAUCACCUACUUCCCGAUCCCAUGAAAGCCAUAUGA